Molecule: messenger RNA, 765 nt
Organism: Daldinia vernicosa
Lineage: Eukaryota; Fungi; Ascomycota; Sordariomycetes; Xylariales; Hypoxylaceae
Exons: 1
Coding region: 85-699 (204 amino acids)
Source: RefSeq, a predicted model, not a curated record
CCUCCCAGUAAGAAUUACUUAACACUUGGUACAACCCUGAAGAAAAUAUCUCUUGAUAUCGCAACUAGCGAGCGAUACGAAGAAAUGAAGCUCUCCAACUCGGUAUCCGUCGUCCUAUCUGGCCUCCUGUGUCAGUCCCAUCUUGCGCUUUCGGAAGAUCCGCCAUUACCUCCGUGGUACCCCCUCAAACCUUGGGAAAUCUCCUCAUUCCAGUACCGUAGCCCCCGUGUCGGCCCAUACGGCACCAAUGCCACGAGCCUGAAUAUCACCAUCUCAAAUCCUAGCAGGAUACCAGCGGGACCUGCACCACACGCCUCGGGAGGUGGUUAUGUUGUUUUCGACAACAGCACGGCACAGUGUUCAGUGCACUGGAAAUUCGACGAUAGGACGCCGUACGGACAUACUAAGGACACUUGCUCCGCUCCAACGUCCGGUGCGACGACGCCUAACUGGAAUAUAACGAUUAAUGAGAUUCAACCCGGCUAUUACAUGGAUUACUCUUUUUCGCUAGCGUAUCAUCUAUACGCGUAUGGGAACGAUUUUUACAAGUUGUUAUCGGGACAUAUCCGCCUUCAGCCCGAAGAAGACUUGGAGGGCGGAUGCGAUGAGAAUGAUAUCUGCUCGUAUACUUUGAAGGAUGGAAGUACCCCGCUUUUGAUACAACCAGUAUUGGAGGAAUGCAGAUAUGCUUGUGGAUAGAGAGUCUGCUUUAUAGAUUUAUCGAGAAGUAAAUUUCAAGAUGUCCUGAGAAGGAAUCAUCUAACC